AUGCGCAUCGAGAAGUGUUAUUUCUGUUCGGGGCCCAUCUACCCUGGCUAUGACAUGAUGUUCAUCCACAACGAUUGCAAAGUGUUCGGAUUUUGUAAAUCUAAAUGUCAUAAACACUUUAAAAAGAAGUGCAAUCCUUGCAAAGUUAGGCGGACCAAACCAUUCCAGAAAGCAGCUGGUAAAGAGCUUACAGUAGAUAAUUCAUUUGAAUUUGACAGACAUAGAAAUGAACCUAUCAAAUACCAGCGAGAGCUAUGGAAUAGAACUAUUGAUGCAAUGAAGAGAGUUGAAGAGAUCAAACAGAAACGCCAAGCUAAAUUUAUAAUGAACAGAUUGAAGAAAAAUAAAGAGCUACAGAAAGUUCAGGAUAUCAAAGAAGUCAAGCAAAGCAUCCAUCUUAUCCAAGCCCGUCUUGCAGGCAAAGGGAAGGAGUUGGAAGAGAAAAUGGUACAGCAGUUACAACAGGAUGUGGACAUGAAGAUGCUUCUUAAACAUUUCUGUAACCAUUUCUUUUAUGGACAUUUGAAAAUGCCCUUUGGAGACUUGGAACUGCUAAAUUAUUAG
Messenger RNA from Pan troglodytes (chimpanzee), 564 nucleotides. RefSeq names its product probable ribosome biogenesis protein RLP24. Gene Ontology annotation, biological process: ribosomal large subunit biogenesis. Gene Ontology annotation, cellular component: nucleolus. NCBI's taxonomy places the organism in Eukaryota, Metazoa, Chordata, Mammalia, Primates, Hominidae. The record is from RefSeq and is a predicted model, not a curated record. Gene Ontology annotation, molecular function: structural constituent of ribosome. The transcript has a single exon. Bases 1 to 564 code for a protein of 187 amino acids.